Molecule: messenger RNA, 1345 nt
Organism: Apis laboriosa (Himalayan honeybee)
Lineage: Eukaryota; Metazoa; Arthropoda; Insecta; Hymenoptera; Apidae
Gene: Nup44A
Product: nucleoporin SEH1
Exons: 6
Coding region: 119-1345 (408 amino acids)
Biological process (GO): positive regulation of TORC1 signaling; cellular response to amino acid starvation
Cellular component (GO): nuclear pore outer ring; Seh1-associated complex
Molecular function (GO): structural molecule activity; protein binding
Source: RefSeq, a predicted model, not a curated record
AUAAAAAAGUUUAUUAAUCAUAUUUCCUAACCUUUAUUUAUAUUGAUAAUUGCAUAUAAUAAUUUAUAUAUCGAAGUUUAUUUUAUUUUGUAUUUUGUAAAUAAAUAAAUAAUUAAAGAUGUUUGAAGCACACAGUAUUAACGCUGAACAUAAAGAUUUGAUUCAUGAUAUUGCUUACGACUUUUAUGGACAACGAAUGGCAACAUGUUCUAGUGAUCAAUUUGUAAAAGUCUGGGAUGAAGAUGAACAUGGAAAUUGGCAUUUAACUGCAUCUUGGAAAGCACACAGUGGAUCUGUAUUUAAAGUAACAUGGGCACAUCCAGAAUUUGGUCAAGUUUUAGCAACAUGUUCUUUUGAUAGAACAGCAGCUGUGUGGGAAGAAAUAGUUGGAGAAGGGUCAGGACCAGGAGAACGUGGUAUGAGACAUUGGGUUCGAAGAACAAAUCUAGUAGAUUCUAGAAAGACUGUUACAGAUGUAAAAUUUGCACCUAAAACUUUAGGACUUUUGUUAGCUACUUGUAGUGAAGAUGGAGUAAUUAGAAUAUAUGAAGCUCCUGAUGUUAUGAAUUUAAGUCAAUGGACUUUACAACAUGACAUUAGUUGUAAACUUCAAUGUAGUUGUUUAUCAUGGAAUCCAUCUCUUUCAAGAUUACAUCCUCCAAUGAUAGCAGUUGGAAGUGAUGAUCCAAAUCCAUCAUCUGAAGGAAAAGUUUUUAUAUAUGAAUAUUCUGAAAGUAGUAGAAGGUGGACAAAAACACAAACAUUAUCCAUUGUUGACCCUGUUCAUGAUAUUGCAUUUGCUCCAAAUUUAGGUAGAAGUUUUCACACAUUGGCUAUUGCAUCAAAUGAUGUACAAAUAAUUACAUUAAAACCUAUACUGGAUAGUGCACAAAGUGGUUCAUCACGUUUUGAAAUUAACAUAGCAGCACAAUUUUCUGAUCAUAAUCCUACUGUAUGGCGAGUGUGUUGGAAUAUUAUGGGAACUAUUUUAGCAAGUUCAGGAGAUGAUGGUUGUGUUCGAUUAUGGAAAGAUAAUUAUAUUAACAAUUGGAAAUGUGUUGCUGUUUUGAAAGGUGAUGGCACCUCUGCUCAAAGUGCUGAAACUUCUAUAGCAGCAACACCGCCUAAUCAUUCAACAGGAAUACAACAAACAUCUUCUACAACAAGAGCAAUAACUAUAGCAACUGUCACUGCAGAAAAGCCUACAGUUACAGUCAUGUGCAGCAAUAAAUGGCAGCCACCUGUUAUAAAGGGUCGUUUUAGUAAAUCAGUGUGGUUGGGAAAUCCUAGUGAACCAACUCCACCUCCACCUCCAAUUUUAGAGUGUCCAAGGGCUAAAAAGUAA